AUGGGUUCAGUAGCCGAUUUUUCCAGCAGAUUUUUAGUGUUAACAUUUGUUUCGAACCGGCCAGGGCGCCGUCCGCCAACAUCGGAUUUUGCGCUUCUACUAGCACCGAACCUUGCGCCUUUCACCAACAACCGAGCGGCGCCUUCCAUAGCAACUCCGGGAUUAUUUGCUGCAGACGAAACCUUCAUCAACAAAUCACAAUAA
Gongylonema pulchrum is the source of this 204-nucleotide messenger RNA. NCBI's taxonomy places the organism in Eukaryota, Metazoa, Nematoda, Chromadorea, Rhabditida, Gongylonematidae. The record is from the annotation of a GenBank genome assembly.